UUGGAAGAAUUUUAUGAUCAAGAAGAUAUUAAAAAAUCAAAAAAGCCAAAACUAUUAAGCACUAUUGAACUCACAAAAUUUGCACUUCAAGACUUGGUUAGAAAAGGGUUGGUUUUACAAGACAUUAUAUUAUCAAGACCAUAUAAAACAGAAUACUCAUGUACUUUGGUUAUUGAAGGGAUUGCAGACAGGGCCAAAGAAAUAAUUAAAGCACAAGAAUAA
This is a messenger RNA of Dentiscutata erythropus, 222 nucleotides long. The record is from the annotation of a GenBank genome assembly. Lineage: Eukaryota; Fungi; Glomeromycota; Glomeromycetes; Diversisporales; Gigasporaceae.